ACACUUGAGACGCACACAAUCCAGUGCCAGCACGUACGGUAUCUUUCAGGUUCAUCGGUUCUGAUAUCUUUUCCUCCUCCUACCGGUACUACUGGCAGGUACUGUAGCUAGAGCUCUAGGCUAGCUAGCUAGAGCUAGAGUAUUUCAGUCUCACUAUUAUACUUUGUCCCCUCAGCUUGUUGCACUACCUUUACUAGCUUUGCCACUCCGCAACCAUGGCUGCUUCUACAGCAACAACCUUUACCAUUCCCGAGACCAUGAAGCGUCUGGUCGUGACAUCGUUUGGUGCCACAGUCAAGGAGAGCAAGAUUGAGAUCCAAACGGAUGUUCCGGUUCCCAAACCAGCAUCGGAUGAAAUCUUGAUCAAAAUGGUGGCGGCCGCCGUCAAUCCAUCGGAUUAUGGUAAAUGGAAGGGCAGCAACAACAACAGUGACGAACCGCUUGCCAUGGGAUUGGAAGGCAGUGGAAUUGUCGUAGCGACAGGAGGUGGUCUCAUGACCAAGAGGGUCAAAAUUGGAGACAAAGUCGCCGUGGUGGGACCCACCAAGAAGCAAGGAACCUACAGUGAGUACAUUGUCAUGGCCGCUACCGAAGGCAUCUUUUCACUGGGUGACAAAAUUCCAGUAGAAGAUGCGGCAUCCUACUUUGUCAAUCCGUUCACGGCCAUUGCCAUUCUCGAUACUGCCAAAAAUGCGGGUGCCAAGGCAUUGGUCCAUACGGCAGCGGCCAGUCAACUGGGACAAAUGAUGGUAAAAUUGACCAAAUCCGAAGGAGCAAACGCUAUGAAAAUCAUCAAUGUCGUACGAAGAGAGGAACAGGCCACCCUGUUGAAAGAAUUGGGGGCGGAACAUGUUGUUGUUACCAGCGAAGACAAUUGGAAAGAAACACUCAAAGCCAAAGUAGAGGAAUUGCAGGCCACCGUUGCCUUUGAUGCCGUCGCGGGAGAACAAGCGGGUGAUAUCUUGACGGCAUUGCCGAAAAAGGGAACGCUCUUUAUCUAUGGAGCACUGGGAGGAACCGUCAGUGGGAUUGAUCCAAUCCAACUCAUUUAUCAAGAAAAACAAGUCAAGGGUUUUUUGCUCACUCCGUGGGUCAAAGCGGGGGGGUUGCUCAUGAGUGUGCCCCGCAUGGUGGUUGCGGGACGAAAAGUCAAUGCCGGUUUAUUAACCAAUGGAGGAUGGAGUAGUUCGCAAUUCAAAGAUACGACAAUGGAGAAACUGCAAAGCGAUGUGGUGGAACUGCUCGAGAAUAAGGCCACGGGGCAAAAGAUGAGACUGCGCAUGGAUGUUGUUUAGCUACCGUAGCUGACUUGCCAGCCAGCAACCGGAUCGUCCAAAAUACUGCUAGCAAACCAAACCACACGCCUAAUAAAAAAGGGACCACUUAUGCCAAUGCGUGGCGAUCAAAGCUCAGCAUUUCCCAAAGGAGCUUGUCCAAUCAGUUGGAAAGCUUCUUGUAGGUAGUAGAAGCAAUUGGGACGGUUUACAUAGAGGCUCGACCCAGCUUGGGGAACGCUAUCCGUAAACGCUAUCUGUACAGGUAUAAAGUCGGUUUUGGUCCAUCGCUUUGAGACAUCAGCGAUACUAUAGCAAAAACAGUACAAUAUCGGAAACCUUCUGUCUCACUCUCUAUUUUCUGAGUUAACGGGACUCAAUAAUGGACCAAAAUAUUUAACUAUCUGACAAAAAGUAUAACGAAAAUGAAAUACAC
Seminavis robusta is the source of this 1710-nucleotide messenger RNA. The record is from the annotation of a GenBank genome assembly. NCBI's taxonomy places the organism in Eukaryota, Bacillariophyta, Bacillariophyceae, Naviculales, Naviculaceae.